This is a messenger RNA of Vigna unguiculata (cowpea), 663 nucleotides long. RefSeq names its product kunitz-type trypsin inhibitor-like 1 protein. The record is from RefSeq and is a predicted model, not a curated record. NCBI's taxonomy places the organism in Eukaryota, Viridiplantae, Streptophyta, Magnoliopsida, Fabales, Fabaceae. Gene Ontology annotation, molecular function: endopeptidase inhibitor activity.
AGCAUGAAGCGAACCCUAGUUCUUGCUCUCUCCUUCUUUGCUUUCUUCACCAAUCUUCCCUUAGGUUUCUCAGAUGAUGCUGAGCAAGUUGUGGACAAAGAUGGCGACCCCCUUGAACCAUCUCGCCAAUACUACAUCUUUCCAUCAUUCUUUGGCCCAGCAGGUGGUGGUGUGAAAUAUGCCAGAACUGCGAAUUCAGAGUGCCCUCUUACUGUCUUUCAAGAAUACUCACAAUUCUAUCGUGGCAACCCGGUCAAAUUCACCGUAGCUGGAGACACCGACACCUCUGAUAUAUUCACAGGUACGGAAGUGGAAAUCGAGUUCGUAGAUAAGCCAAGGUGUGCGGAAUCAUCCAAGUGGUUGGUGUUUUUGGACGUAACAAUAAACAAGGCAUGUGUGGGAAUUGGUGGUGCCGAAGACCAUCCAGGGCAAGAAAUUUUUGAUGGGAAAUUUCACAUUAAGAAAUAUGGAAUUGGGUACAAGCUUGUGUUUUGCAGGACUGAGUCAGCACAAGCUUGUUUGAAUAUUGAGAGGUUUGAUGCUUAUAACGGUGAGGAGGGUAGACGCUUGACUCUGACUGAGGAAGAAUAUGGUGCCUCCGAUAUUGUGUUCAUACGGGCAUAUGAUGAUGAUGAUGAUAAGGUUAUUAAGUCCGUUGUUUGA